Molecule: messenger RNA, 3525 nt
Organism: Zonotrichia leucophrys gambelii
Lineage: Eukaryota; Metazoa; Chordata; Aves; Passeriformes; Passerellidae
Gene: LIME1
Product: Lck interacting transmembrane adaptor 1
Exons: 7
Coding region: 585-1655 (356 amino acids)
Biological process (GO): T cell receptor signaling pathway; B cell receptor signaling pathway
Cellular component (GO): B cell receptor complex
Molecular function (GO): protein kinase binding
Source: RefSeq, a predicted model, not a curated record
GAGCCGGGCGGGGCAGAGGCUGCUCGGUGUGCUGAGCUUCCCGCCCCGGCUGCGAGCACAGACCCAGCCUACCCCGGGCUGCAGCCGCCACCUCCGAGGCCAGGAAGCUGUGGUGGGUGUGCUCGGUGUCUGCUCACAGCCGGCUGCUCCUCAGGGAGAGCUCAGAUCGGGAUGUUGGAAAUGUGCGGGAGGCUCUGACUGGGACUUGCUGUGGGAUAAAAUAUGAAAUUCUCCAGGCUGGCCAGCAGGGAAGAGAGCAUGAUUGGAUCCCUGCGCUCCACACUCACCGGAUUUUGAGUUUCUGCAAGGAUGGAAAAUCCCCCUGCUGUGGGAUAAGCUGCCCCGUGUGCGCCUGCCUCAGCAUGCUGAAAGCUCCCACCUGGAUUCCAACAUCACACCAGCUCCUGGCCAUCAAACCUCGCUAGAACUUUGCUCAACUCCAGAGCCUGCUCAGCUCUGCCCUGCUCCUGCAGCCCAUGAUCCCAUCCCUCUAAUGAGCUGAACGAGCCCAGCGAGGAGCUCCAGGCUCUGUCUAACACACCGGCCCUGUUGCAGAGCUCAGUGGUGCUGCCAGCGGCUCCCCCAUGGCUGCAGCCAGCGGCGAGGGGACAGCAGGGACUCGGCUGCUGCCAGCUGGCACUGCCCUGGCCCUGCUCGGUGGCCUGGUCUACCUGGGCACCCUGUGUGCUGCCUGCAAACGGAAGGGCAGGAAGAAGGUCGCUCUGGACGGGGUGAAGCUCGUGGAGGAGGCCCUGCUCUGCCAGACACAGCUGCGCUCACUCAGCAAGUCGGACACGAAGCUGCACGAGCUGUACCGGGUGAAGGUCAGGGAUGUCCAGCGUCCGGCCAGCCUGGAUCUCCCCGGUGCCGCGGCCCCUGGGGGUGAAUCCCUGCACAGCUCUGGCCUCCUGCACCGUGAGCUGCCCCAGAUCCCCGUCCCUGAGCCCCCGGCCACCUCCCCAGCCCCUGACCAGACCUACUCCAACCUGCUCUUCACCCCUCUGCGCAAACCGGCGCCAGACGCUGUCUAUGAGUGCCUGGCAGUGGGGGACGAGGGCACCCCGGUGCCCCCCAGUGUCACCCCGGUGCCCCCCAUGCCAGCUGGCACCCAGCUGUCCCCUCCACGGGCUGGGCACGGCGCAGCUGAUUACGCCUGUGUCCAUAAAGUGAAGAAGGUGGUGUCGGUGGAGGUGCAGGAUGGGGCUGUGGCAGGACCCUCUGGAGCACAGCACGGCUGGGAUGGCACAGGCAGUGCCCCUCAUGCCAAGCUGGAGGAGAUGUAUUCAACAGUGUGCAAAGCCACCAAGAAGAAAUCCCAGGUCCCUGCAUCAACCCCAAGGGCUGUGAAGGACGGGGGAUCUGGGGGGCCACCCCCGUGCCAGCAGGAGGGGGCCCCGGCAGCCCCAGGCCCCCCUGACCCCUGUUAUGAGUCCAUCAAUGACAGAGCAUGGACUGCCCAGGCCCGUGGCCCCGAGCCUGACUACGAGGCUGUGGACAUUCACUGGAAGAAGGCAGCAAAAGGGGCCAAGCCAGGGAAGGGCUGUGUGCCUGAGAACCUCUAUGAGAGUGUGGUGGAUGUCUGGGCAGGGGGGUCCCAGAAAGGCUCUGCCCGCACAGCAGCCAACGGGCUGCAGGUUUACAUCACCAACCUAUAGCCCCCAGGAGCAGGGGCAGUGCCACAGGGGAGCCCACCUGGCUGGGCACCACUGGGUGCCAAAGUGACAGGUGCCAGCACCCCUGUGCCCACCCUGUGCCCUGCACUCACUCUCUGUACAUAUUUCCUGUUACUUUUCUAUGAGUGUCUUUGUCCCAUUCCAGCCCAGCUGGUGCCAGCAGUGGUGGGAUGUCCCAGCAUGGGCAGUUUGGGGGUGCUGGGUGGGACCCCAGUGAGAGAGGGCUGGCACUGGCACCAAGAUGGGAACAGGGUGGGGACCAGUCACGUUUUGGGGCAGGGGGGUGACGGGGCUGCAGCCAGCCCCCUGCCUUGGGCUGCAGGAUCAGAUCCCCAUCAGGAGGUUUCUGCCAUGCCUGAGGGUCUCUGUGCUCCUCACACUGCCUGGGGGAGAGCAGGGCCUCCUCCAGCCCCCAGGAAACCCUGAGAAGCUUUGCCCCAAAUCACAGAAUAUCCCUUGUUAUGGGGAGAUGGGGUCAGCCCUGUGCCUCCAUGGAAUCAUAGGAUAUCCAGAGCUGGAAAGGACCCACAAGGGAUCGAGUCCAUCUUCUCACCCUGCACAGGACUACACAGAAAUGUCACUGGUGUGGGCUGUGGGCUCUGCUCCAUCCUCCAUCCCCACCCUCUCAGACCCGUGCAAGGGUGUAUCCAUGGGUCACCAUUAAAAGGCUGAGAGAAAGUUUACACUCCUAAACCGAGUCUAAAUCCCUGAUUCUGAGGGCUCUUUCUGCUGCUGGUGCAGCUGGUGCUGAGGGAGCAGCUUUGAGCACAACGUGUCAGUGAGUGCACCAGCCCUGCAUGGGUGGUUUGGCACCUCUGAAAUGGGGACACACAGCCAUCAAGAGCUGCUCUUUGGGAGGAUCUGUGCCACAGCAGAGCCUUGCACAGGGCUGUGGUACAAACCAGGCUCAGCAUUUGCUUCCUUGCUCACCUCCCCAUCACUGCUGUGGGUCCUGCAGCCUCCGUGUGCCAAAAAAUCCUGGGUGAGCUGCAUGUGUACCAGAGCUAAACCUCCCCUCCUCUCCUCCCCGGUGGAGCUGCAUAUCCGUGCCCCAAGGGACGCGGUGGCAAUGACGGUGUGACAAUGACGGUGUCGCUGUCACACGGCCAGCGGCUGCCUGGCCUCGUGGCACGACGGCCUGGUGUGGCUGGGGCGGGGUGGAGCCCCCGUGCCGUGCCGGGCCGUGCCGUGCCAGGCUGUGCGGCAGGAAGCGCCGCGCCUCCCCUCAGCAUCUUUGCCCGUGCACCGCGGCGGGUGAAGAGAUUAACACCGAAAACGCAGCGCUCAGCAAACCCCGCUGGAGGUGUCAGAGCCGGAGGCACCCCAGGCGCCGUGAGCCAAACCACAGCGGGCCCCGAGAGCUUCUCCCAUCCCCCUGCGAGAUGGGGGCGCCGAUAGAGCGCGGCUGUGCCGCUGCUGCCGCGCUCCGCCUGCUGCCAGGCUGCCACAAGCACGCGUGGGCUCCCCCGCGCUGCCCCGGCCGCAUCCUGCCCCUGUUCCCCUUCUCCAUCACCCCAGCACUCACGGCUGGGGCCCGCCUGCACCUCCUGAACCCCCGGGAGCUGUUCUGGGCUCUGCUGCCAGGCACGGGAGCUUCAUUUCCAUGCGGAAUCAGUGGGGCUUCGCUCCGGUCCCCGCGUUGCCCAUGUGGGUGGGUGGCACAAGUGUGCGAGAGAGUGAGCGGGAGUGCAUGAGUGUGAGGGGGUGUGCAUGAUGUGAGCGGGUGUGCAAGAGUGUGAGUGGUGCCGUUCCCACAAGAGGGAGCGAGCAGGAGCUCACAGAGCACCCGGAGAGGCUGAACGGGGCCGCACGUCCUGUAAUCCUCACCCUGUGGGAUGUAGCGAGGGGCAGC